GCGUUAGACGUCACACACACAGAUGCGAGUGUACGAUAACGUCAUUGUGUGGUGUCUGUAUAAAACGAGGUUGUAUGAAGUGUGUUGUGUGAGCUGUUGGUGUACUUUUUUUAUAAAUAAAUAAAUGAUGUGUCCGGGGUGUGCUCGAGGGUCUGCAGCGCUAUGGGAGCUCCAACAGUCUCUUGAAGGUAUUGCUGUACUGGACGCGCAAGGCGCUGGCGGCUUAGAGGAAGGGUUGUGGGCCCGUGGAGGUUUUUGUAAUUAGAAACAUGUCGCCACAAAUGGAAGCGUCUUGGGCACUUUAUGAGUCAGACAUAGCCGGGGGUAAGAUUCCCGUGGUCCCUGCAUCCGCCAAGAUAAGGGAAUGGCACAUCGUAUGGAAAAACGUUAUCAUAUACACAUUGUUACAUAUCGCCGCAGUAUAUGGAGGCUACCUAUUUUUCUUUGAAGCUAAAUGGGCUACUUGUGCAUUUGCGUACAUGCUCUACAUAAUGUCUGGACUGGGCAUCACUGCUGGAGUACACAGGCUAUGGAGUCACAAGGCCUACAAAGCUAACCUGCCUCUCCGAGUGAUACUCGCACUAUUCAACACUAUUGCUUUCCAAGAUGCAGUUCUACACUGGGCUCGCGACCACCGCAUGCAUCACAAGUACUCGGAGACAGACGCUGACCCUCACAAUGCCACGCGUGGGUUCUUCUUCUCCCACGUCGGAUGGCUGAUGGUCAAGAAACAUCCAGAGAUCAAGGCUAAAGCUCACACUAUCGAUAUAAGUGACUUAUUAGCUGAUCCCGUCCUUACUUUUCAGAAAAAGUACUACUUCAUCCUAAUGCCUCUGUGCUGCUUCAUCCUCCCAACCAUCAUACCGACUCUGUGGGGCGAGUCUAUCUGGAAUGGAUUCUUCGUUGCCGCCAUCUUCCGCUUCAUAUACGUCCUUAACGUCACCUGGCUCGUCAACUCUGCUGCUCAUAUGUUCGGCAGCAAACCUUACGACAAGAACAUCAAACCAGUGGAAAACAAAACCUUAUCUGUACUCGUUUUAGGUGAAGGUUUCCACAACUUCCACCACACUUUCCCCUGGGAUUACAAGUCAUCUGAAUUGGGGGAUUAUUCACUGAAUUUUACAAAUUUGUUUUUGGAUAUCAUGACCAGUAUCGGAUGGGCUUAUGAUUUAAAGAGUGUGUCACGAGAAGCGAUAAGAAAUCGAGUAAAGAGGACAGGAGAUGGUAGCCAUGACGUAUGGGGAUGGGAUGAUAAGGAUGUACCUACUGAACACAAGGAGAUGACUACAAUUAUAAACCCUUCCAAGAUUGAAUGAACUAAGCAAACAAAUCGACUUCAAAAGUGUAUACUGUGAAUAAAUGUAAAAUUUAGAACCUACGGAUUUUGAUAAAGUAAUAUAUGGUGCCGUGGCCAGUGCAGUAAAUAAAAAAAAGUAAAAAUUAUUUAUUUACCAAAUAGGUAAAUAGGUCGCAGGCUCAGGGAAAAAACGGGUGACUCCCGCUCCGGUUCGUUCUUGGAACAAAGGUUGGCCAUUGCUAUUCAGCGUAAUGCGGCGAGCGUUAUGUGCAUCUUUGCUCCGGGAACGGUCAGGGGCGGGUUAUUUAUGGACUAAGAUUUUUUUAAUAAUUUUAUUGAUAAAUUGUAUAUCUAGUAUUAAGAUUUCAAUGAGAUAAUAACAUAAUGUUGAGAUACUCCAAAUAAAGUAAAAUUAACACAAGUUAAUAGCGGGCCCUGCACUAGGGUUUCCCCUGUAUCGCAGUAGCCCUAUGUGCAAUGUUGUGAUUUCAUCCAUAGAUGGUUAAGUUAUGCUAGA
Messenger RNA from Pectinophora gossypiella (pink bollworm), 1814 nucleotides. Its product is annotated as acyl-CoA Delta-9 desaturase-like. The transcript is spliced from 5 exons. Gene Ontology annotation, biological process: unsaturated fatty acid biosynthetic process. The record is from RefSeq and is a predicted model, not a curated record. Bases 270 to 1316 code for a protein of 348 amino acids. Gene Ontology annotation, cellular component: endoplasmic reticulum membrane. Gene Ontology annotation, molecular function: iron ion binding; stearoyl-CoA 9-desaturase activity. Lineage: Eukaryota; Metazoa; Arthropoda; Insecta; Lepidoptera; Gelechiidae.